Messenger RNA from Ctenopharyngodon idella (grass carp), 3410 nucleotides. Its product is annotated as B- and T-lymphocyte attenuator-like. NCBI's taxonomy places the organism in Eukaryota, Metazoa, Chordata, Actinopteri, Cypriniformes, Xenocyprididae. The transcript is spliced from 9 exons. Gene Ontology annotation, biological process: immune response-regulating cell surface receptor signaling pathway. The coding region runs from base 2494 to 3303 and encodes 269 amino acids. Gene Ontology annotation, cellular component: plasma membrane. Gene Ontology annotation, molecular function: signaling receptor activity. The record is from RefSeq and is a predicted model, not a curated record.
GGAAGAAAAGGAACAACAGAAACACCAAAAUAUAACAACAUUACAUCAUGAAACAUUAAUGAUGUUUUAUUAACAAAUUUCAGGAGGAGCAUGUUCAGAUAAUUAACCUAAUUAUCACAGGAGGAGCACAUUCAGUUAAUCUCAAUUAACGAGAUAAAAGGACUAUAUACAGCAAACUUGCCUCUGUUCUAUGACAGUUUUCCAACAUCCCUCCACCACUCCAUCACUUCUAACUAUUCCUAUCCCAACCUGGGAUGGGGGAGUUCUUUGGGUUUGGUCAAAUAUCGAGCUCAGAGCCCUCCCCUCGGAAAGCACACCAAAUACGCAUAACCUUUAUUUAAUUAUAUAUAAGUGUGAAUUAUAUGUAACUCAUGAUUUGACUUUUUAGAAAGUUCCAGAUAUUACAAGUCUGCUUAUAUAUUUAGGUCUCUUUUAGGUCUAUGACUGAUUAGUUUUGCUAAGCAAAAAGCUUUACUAAAUUAUUAUUUGCAUCCUUCUGUCUUGAAAGACAAUGAAAUCUGCUCCUUGGGGUCUCUAGACAUUUGUUAAGUUACAGCGCCUGCUGUGACAGUAGAGCAAAAAGACAUGCAAGUGCAGAUCAUGCCUGUCUCUGUGGAUGUUGGGUCUGUUCUCUGUCGUCUGCACUCUCUCCUCUCUUCCCUCUGGUGCUCUCUACUCUUUUCACUAAUUUCGAUGCCUAGCUUGACGGCAGGCCUCCAUCUAUCACAAUCUUUGGCUGCAUCUUCCAAGUUGUCCAGAUUGAUGUUGCAUGCCUUUAGGUCUUGUUUACACACAUCUUUGUAGCGGAAUACAAGCCUACCUACUGGCCUGGAGCCAGUUGCAAGUUUGCCGAACAGCAGGUCUUUGGGCAUUUGACCGUUGCUCAUGUGGCUGACAUGACCGAGCCAAGGGCAAACAUCUCUCGGUGAGCAAAGCAUACUAGGUAUUCCUGCCAUUGCGAGAACUUUUUUUUUUUUUGGAAAGUUGUCCUGCCAGGAGAUGCCCAAAAUAUUUCUUAGAUUUCGUAGAUGGAAGACAUUGAAUCUGGGUUCUUGGAAAAAAUAUUGGGUCCAUGUUUUGCUGCUGAAGAGCAGUGUGUUAAGUAAUCUUAGUGUUGAUUGUUUACAUGGAGUUAUCCCAGAUCCCUUUUGCCAGGCAAGCCAUUGCUACUGCUGCCUUUCCGAUUCAUAUGUUCAGCUCAACGUCCAAAUCUGUACUGUAUUAAUUUAAAGGAAAUUUCCGUAUUUAUUUUUUACAAGUGUUUUACCUGUAUUUAGAAUUUUCACUUCAUUGAGUUGUGUUGUAGGGUUAACGGAAAUGUCCGUAAAAUUACUGGAUAAUGUCCUGGUAAUGAACUGCCAGUACUUUUUCCGUUAUUUUACAGUAAUAAAGGCCUUCUGAAGCGAGGCGAUGCGUUUGUGUAAAAAAAAUUAUAAAAGUAAAAUAUCUUACAAAGAAAGUGUAAAAUUCUUGCAGUUCAAAAUGCUUACACUGCGUCCUACACCUUCCCUAUUCAACUUACAGAAAAAACUUAACUGACGUGACGCCAGUUUACACUUUCUUCGUAACUUGAAUACGGAAGGCGGUCUGGCGAAAGCUCUAUAUUUUACUCAUUAUGAAAGUAUAAUGGGUGGUAAAUGACGAUUCACAAUUGGCUUUAAGUGGUUUGUCACACCAAGUGAACAUAUUUAUUUGUAUAUGCACUAUAUUGAAGUGAUCUAUGAUAUGGUGCCAUUAAACAAUAAUGUUUUCCUGUUUCCAAUGGUAACUAAAAAACCAUCAGUCAUGGUAUAUAAGGUGAGUUUAGAAGGGUUUUUUGCAAGAUACAGGAAGUGGUAACUCCUUAGACUUCCUGUGGUUCUGUACUUAAACGGAGCCCUGCACAUUUUCAUUUGGCUUUGGUUGCACUAGAUAUUUUGCUAUACUUUACACAUACAUAUUAUCAUUUCAUUAGUAUAGAUUUUCAUACACAAUGUUUACAAAUUAAUUCUUUUAUGUAUGCAUAUAUGCUAAAAUUUACAAUAUGGAUGUAUUGGCAGCAUAUACAAUGUAAAAGUAAAAAUUCUCACAAAUCCUUUAUAUUUUUAUUAUAAAUAUAUAAAUAUAUGUACUCUUUGAAUAUGUUGUUACAUUUUACUAUAAUAUAGAUAUUUUUGUGUCCCUAACACAAUCCCUAAACCUUUUUAAAUGCAGCUGUAUAUAGAAACAGCGAGAAAAGAGAUUCUUCAGAGUGCAAACACCAUAACAAUGACCAUCUUGGCCUACUUGUUGCACACCUAGUUAUGAACAUUUGCGAAACAAGUAUAAAGGUUCAUCCAACCUGCAGGUUCAGACAACCUGAAACCACUACAAACACACUAGAUGAGGUUUGACAGUGUCAAUGACCAAAGAAGGCAAACCAAGAAGAACAACCAAUAGAUACAGAGACAGAAACAAAACCAACUAACAAGUAUAAAAAGAAAUGCUAAGACACAGCACAGGUAAAAAGCACUUAUGAUCCAAGGAGGUGAAGAUACAAGUCAAGAAAUACAAGAAAAGAGAAAAACAGAGAUGAUUAACUUCAACAUUGUCGCUUCUCUCCUGCUGCUAUCGCUUAGUGUCAGCGGCACCACAAAUGGGUCUGAGCAGCAUUGUAAUCCAUGGAUCAAAGUGUCACGAAACACAGUGUUUAAAGCUCGUGUUAUGACAAUGUUGAAGAUAAACUGUACUGUGAAUCUAACUGGAUGUCACAGGAGCCCGAGAGUCUUAUGGUGCAAAAUCAUUGGAAAUGACUGUAAAGCUUUAAAUCACUCAGAUUACAUAAAAACUGAGAUGAAGAAAACAACAGAGCAUGAAUGGAUGGCUUCCCUGAUUUUCCUGAACAUCUCAAUGGAGGAUGCAGGUUUGUACAGAUGUAAAGAAGGCGAGAUGUCUGUAGGCCAUGCUAUUAAUGUCACUGUGACAUAUAAUAAGGAGGAUCAGGUUUCACACAAUCAAAGCAACACAACAGAUAAUAACAAGAAUGAGUUUUCACCCACUCCAAGCAACACAAUGUCUACAAUAUUAGGUGAUAUGAAUACAGUUCCAAAUGAUGAUCAGCAGUGGCUCUGGCCAUAUGUGUACAUCUGCACUGGAAUAGCAGAGCUGGUGUUCAUAGUUAUGACUGUAUCAUUACUUUAUGUUGUUAGACGCCAAGGGAGAAAAUCGACAAAAAAAGAUGUGUCAAAUAAAAAUCAGUACAUAAAAACACAAAGUGAUCUGCUUCUUCCUCCUCAUCUCUAUCUGAACUCAGACCUGCUGACCACUGUUAUAUAUCGAGUCUAAGAAACUAUACCUGUGACAUUUCAGAGCAGCACCAGAAAAAGAAAAUGCUUUUUUGUAUGCUUUUGAAUCUUCAGGCAAUGUCAUGUGGCCUUUGAGACUUGACUUUU